Sphaeramia orbicularis (orbiculate cardinalfish) is the source of this 684-nucleotide messenger RNA. RefSeq names its product fibroblast growth factor 5-like. The transcript has 3 exons. The record is from RefSeq and is a predicted model, not a curated record. Bases 1 to 684 code for a protein of 227 amino acids. Lineage: Eukaryota; Metazoa; Chordata; Actinopteri; Kurtiformes; Apogonidae. Gene Ontology annotation, molecular function: growth factor activity.
AUGAAUGUUCCUCACUACCUUCUGACCUUCGCUCACUUGCUUUGCGCCGCCGCCGCCACCGGAGCCUCGCGCGUGUCCGUGGAGCGCCAACUUCUGGAGGAGGGGAUCCGGUCCGGACGCGGGACUUGCAGGCUCUACUGUAGGGUUGGCAUCGGCUUCCAUCUCCAGAUUCAUCCCGACGGCAGAGUCAACGGCAGCCAUGAGCCCAACCAGCUGAGUGUCCUGGAGCUCUUUGCGGUUUCUCAGGGGGUCAUCGGCAUCAGAGGGGUCUACAGUAACAGAUUCCUGGCCAUGAAUAAAAGAGGACGACUCCACGCCACCGAAUGGUUCACAGACGACUGUAAGUUCAGGGAGCGUUUCCAGGAGAACAGCUACAACACCUACGCCUCGGUCAUCCACAGGAACCACCGCACUGGACGCCAGUGGUUCGUCGCCCUCAACAAGAGGGGCAAGGCCAAAAUGGGCUCCAGUCCACGGGUCAAGUCCCAGCACGUGUCCACGCAUUUCCUGCCCCGGGUCGGCCUUCACGACAACGGCGAGCGUGGGUUCACCAUCACGGACAAAAGCAAAGAAAGGCGGAAAACUCCACCUCCGCCUCCGCUAACGCCCAGGGCGAACGUCCACGCGGGGACAAUACCCAGACGGACACAAGUCAAGUACUGGCCUAAGUACCGGUUCGGAUAG